AUGGGCAAAAGAAAGAUAAACAGAGGCUACAGACCAAGAAAACGUUCUUUUCACGGCAAUCAGUACUCUGAUAAACAUGAACAAGAAGCUGGAAGUGAUGAAAUUAGUGGUUUGGAUGAUAAAAACCGACCAUCUACGUCUGCUUCUAAAAUCAAACUAGGACCUCAAACCUCGCAGACUGAGUUUGAUACAGCGGAAGAGCUGACUGGUUUUCGAUUUGUUGACGUUCAGCUUCUUAUUAACUUUGUUAAAACUUUAUUGUGCAGUCAGUGUGGGCAACCUCUGGGAGAGAACAAGUCCUUUGUAACUGAAGAAAGAAGCUCGCUUGCCUCGACGUUCACUUUCCACUGUCAGUGUCAACAAAAAGUUUCAUUUAUGUCGUCUGCAAAAUGUGGGAAGACCUAUGAAGUCAACAGAAGGUAUACACUUGCUCUUUUUGCUAUAGGAAGGAACUAUAUGCAUGGCAAGAAAUUUCUUGGCAAUAUGAACAUGCCAACAGGUAUGCAUAAGAGCAGUUGGUCUCUUCACAAGAAGAAAAUUCUUCAUGCCACAGAGACUGUUGCACGCACAAGUAUGCAGAGAGUUGCAGCUGAGAUCAAGCAAAAGAAAGGAGAAGCCAUAACAGUCUCCUGUGAUGGCACAUGGCAGAGAAGGGGGUUCCAGAGCAAAAACGGUGUGGUCACUCUUCUCACCGUGGAUGGGCCUAAUUCAAAAGUUCUUGACACUGCAGUUCUCAGUAAUUAUUGCAACCCUUGUGCAAAAAAUAAGAAGACUAAAACUGAGGCAGAGUUCCAGGCAUGGAAGCUUUCUCAUGCUCAGAAUUGUGAUAAGAAUCACAGUGGAUCUGCAGGUAGCAUGGAACCAACUGGAGCACUGGAAAUGUUCAGGCGAAGUGAGCAGUUGUAUGGUCUGCGCUAUGCUUCUUUUCUUGGAGAUGGAGACAGUAAAUCAUACACAUCAGUUGCAAAUGCAGAACCACCUGUGUAUACUGAUGUUGAUAUUGCAAAACUAGAAUGUUGUGGGCAUGUGCAGAAGAGAAUGGGGCGACACCUUACAAAUAAAGUCAAUGAACUAAAAAAGGAGACAUUUAUGCACAAUGGCAAGAGUGUUCGAGGAAUUGGUGGGAGGGGUUGUCUCACGAAAAAGUCAAUCCUAAAGAUUCAAGGACACUACGGUGCUGCUAUUCGAAGAAACACCAACAAUGUGCCUCAGAUGCGAAAAGAAAUCUGGGCCAUAUGGCAGCACAGAAACCGUGACCAUAUCAACUGUGGAGAUUGGUGCCCUUCCAAGAAUCAGCCUGCAGCAGAUCCUGACAGAAAUGCUUUCCCUCCCUAUGUGUGUGAGGCCAUCAGACCUGUCUUUGAAACACUCACCAGUGAGACCUUACUGUCAAAGUGUGCACAUGGAGGGACACAAAAUACAAAUGAGAGUUUUCAUAAUUCCAUUUGGCAGAGAUGCCCAAAGACUGGAUUUGUUGGAAGGCCAAGACUAACUCUUGCAGUUUAUGAUGCCACUGUGGUUUUUAAUGAUGGUGAGAGGGGUAGGAUACCUAUAUUUGAGAAUCUAGGGAUGCCUAGUGGACUCUAUACCAGACUUUGUUUCAGUGAGCUGGAUCGAACAAGAAUAAACUCAGCAGCUACAAAAUUAUCACCGAGUGUACGGCAAGCGAGGAGAAUAGUGGCUGUCAUGCAUGAAAAAGACAAAGAGGAUUUUUACCUUGCUGGUGCCCAUGAGUAG
Messenger RNA from Candidula unifasciata, 1737 nucleotides. NCBI's taxonomy places the organism in Eukaryota, Metazoa, Mollusca, Gastropoda, Stylommatophora, Geomitridae. The record is from the annotation of a GenBank genome assembly.